Mollisia scopiformis is the source of this 2075-nucleotide messenger RNA. RefSeq lists its product as uncharacterized. The record is from RefSeq and is a predicted model, not a curated record. Gene Ontology annotation, cellular component: fungal-type vacuole membrane; TORC1 complex. NCBI's taxonomy places the organism in Eukaryota, Fungi, Ascomycota, Leotiomycetes, Helotiales, Mollisiaceae. The transcript has a single exon. Bases 346 to 1923 code for a protein of 525 amino acids.
ACAUUUGGUGAAUGUCAAUUCCUCUUUUGACAAGAGUAACCGAGGUAUCUAGAGCUACCAGAACUUUUGGCUUCUUCUGAGCUGAGGCCUCAAUCGGAAAGAUGGCAAUUCGAAUCAUAUCUCAAUUCUCAUAUAUGAACCACAUCCCGUAGUCCUCGUAGUGACUCUGUUGGAGAACUGGUGGACGAUGAUUCGACGUCCGUACUUGAUGGUCAAAGGAGCGCCAGCGCAUUGCUUCCGCUGCCCAAACCAAAGCUAGUUCCUUCAUGCAAUCACCACCCGCAACGCAAGAACAAGCAAAUACGGCCCUAAGGUGAGCCCUUCGCAAACAAAAGCAAACAAAGGAUGCCGUCCGAGCAUCUGCAAUCGCAAUCGCACUCGCAGAUGAGGCCAGCUCUGGCUGUUGGCCAUCGAUCAAACAGCUCCGUCAACAACGAGACCGAUUCGCCCGCCGGGACACCACCUCAACAUGGCAGGACGAAGUCAGCGAAGCAUGUUGUAGGCGCAGGGAGGACUCAUGCCAGAGUACCAUCGAGUAAAGGCCUGCAUAAGCUGACCAAGGGCCACGCCGCCGAAGGGUCGCACACGGAUCUGAAGAAGCUCGGAAAGCAGCAUCAGUCGUCGUCGUCCACCAACCUCAAGAAGAAUUCUUCACACGUCAGUCUGAAGCGCAAUCGCUCAUCUGCAGACGUUCAGAAACGCCCCAGGUCGGCUCACGGGCACGAUAAGAGACCUGCCUCUGUUCACUUUGAGAUUGGCGAUCAGGAAGACGCCUGGGAAGAAGCAAGCAAUCCCUCGUCUGCGUCGCCAGCCUUGUCGAGAUCUGCAUCUAGAUCUGCUGUGUCAAGCGGUCAAUCCUCCACGAAACCCAGCGCCAGCAAUUCGAGACCACAAUCUCCUCCACAUUCUCCCUUACCUCCUCCUGCUUCCAGUUCCAAGACUGUGGUAACGCCUGCAGCGAAUGCGAAUGGAGGAAAUGAGAAACAGACUUCCCGCCAUUCAGCGGACGCCAAAGUCAUAACAGAACGCCUGUUACAACGCACUCACUCUCACCACAACACCACCAAGAUGUCGCUCACCACCGCGACGCCCGAUGGUCAUUCCCCCGAAUCUCUAACCAAGAGCCAGUCCUCAACUCUAAAUGGAACUCCGCAGACCAGCAGCAAUAAUGAAGUCGUCUCCCGUUUCGUUGGAGGCUCUGGCACACCCAGCGAGAAUUCCCCCUUUUUACACAACCGCCACAAAUCGGAUGUUUCUCCAAAAGCGAAUGUCGAAGAAGUGAAGCGUGCACAGUCGAUGGGGAACCUAACACGGCGCGACUCUGACGAAGAAAGUGCUCUGGCACCACGAUCACGAAAGUCCUCGCAGUCGAGCAAUUACUAUCCGCCUCAACAGUCACGUACACAACAGAAGUUAUGGCUACAAAGAGCGAGUUCGAAUAUGGAGCCUGCGCAGAUGGCGCCUGGUGUAGCGUUGAAUGGAUUAAGUGGCAUGCAUGGCGGAUUUGGUGGUACAUCACUUGUCGGUGGUGCAGGAUAUGAUGGGAGGGAUCCGAGAAUCAAGCUUCAGUUAGAGAAGACUGGGUUGGAAUACCUAGUUGUGAGACGGUAUCAAGAUCCAGUUGGGAAGUCAUUGAAACGCUUGGCUCAGCUACCUGGCGCGGAGAAGAACAGAAGGAUACCUCCUCAACGGACGGAGAGCUCUGGCGCCAGCCGAUACGGACUAAGCCAGAGUCUUCAAAGUCGAGGUAGAGGAGGGAAGGAUAAGUCAUCUCCAGCAAAUGGGGUGGGAAGCUAUGAUGGGCAGGCUGGAAGCCAUGAAGAUGCGGGAAUCAGUGAUAGGGGAAACGAGGAUGAUGGCGUGGGAGCUAUAUUGCAGAGCAUGUGGCAGAAGAGCUUUGACUUGAGUGCCAGUGCUGAUUGAGCCAUUUGACGAAUCUCUUACUAUUUCAGACCUCGAAAGACUGCUUUUGGCAUGGCGUUGAUAGGAAUCAUUUUUAUUAGUUCCCUCGUCAUGGAACGAUGGGCUCGGCGCUCGGAAUGGGAGCAUUGGGAAGUGCAUACGUGGGCUGGACA